CUCUCCUCUUAUCCCCGCCCCGCUCCUCUUGUCCCACUAAAACGGUUUGAGCGCACGCAGGGACUCGUCCCCACGGCCGCGGAUGGCAACAUGGCGACAGAGUUCCACAACCUGCAGGAGCUGAGGCACAGUGCGUCUCUGGCCAACAAGGUCUUCAUCCAGAGAGACUACAGCGAAGGAACCACCUGCAAGUUUCAGACCAAGUUCCCGUCGGAGCUGGAGAGCAGGAUCGAGCGGACGCUGUUUGAGGACACUGUGAAGACUCUGAAUAACUACUACACAGAGGCGGAGAAGAUCGGAGGACAGUCGUACCUGGAGGGGUGUCUGGCCUGCGCUACAGCGUAUAUCAUCUUCCUCUGCAUGGAGACACGUUACGAGAAGGUGUUGAAGAAGAUCGCCAAGUACAUCCAGGAGCAGAAUGAGAAGAUCUACGCUCCCAGAGGUCUGCUCAUCACUGAUCCCAUAGAGAGGGGGAUGCGUGUUAUAGAGAUUUCCAUCUAUGAAGACCGGGGCUCCAGCGGCUCCAGCUCAGGGAGCAGCUCAGUGUCCGGCAGCACUGCUCGAUGACUGGCCUCGUCCUAAGCACCAUGUCCCCCUGAUCACUCACCACCGGAGAAGUCAGGACCCUGACACCACUCCUGUCCCAAUACUUAACACGUAUCAUCCCUCAGAUAUGUUCACACAAAGGAUUCACUAGCUUUUUGUCUCUCUUUGGCAAAUGACCUGACAUCACGUGCUUAAAUUGUUCCGAGCUCUUUCCACAGUGAAUGCACUUCAGUCGUUUAUUGCAAACUGACUUGCUGCAGUGUCUCGAUGGAAAAAAAAAUCUUCGCAAUACUUUGUGUGAUUGUACCAUUAACGUCCUUCCUGAUCUGUCUGGUGGGAGAUGAAAAGGAUGGACGGAAGUAAGGAAGCGAAGAGAGGAUGUGUUAGUGUUGAGACGGGAGUGACGACCACAGGCCUCAUCGAAACCUCAUACCUCAUACCUCAGCCACCGCAGCUGCACCGCACAGUCCAGAUCAGCCUCAGCGGCGCCCUGACCGACUGGGAAACUGGACUGAUCCCAUCACCGUCCACCACCACACACUUGCUUCUGAAGACAUUACCUGUCGCUCUGACUGUGUUUCUGGAUUGUGGCAAAUGUGAAAAGGAUGUGCAAGCAUUUGAGCAGGGCAUCACAACGUUUCACUGUGCAACAGAACUCUUCCUCCAUCAACUCUGCUGUAACUCAUACUGUCUGGUAGCAGAUGAAUGUCACUCAGCACAUCCAUGUACAACUGUAGCAGAUCUUCCAUAUCUCCCACAUGAAAGUAACUAGACACAAAUGCACCAAUCCAAGUGGUAACCUCUUGGGUUCAAUGAGCGAGAACGCUUCCUAAAUUUGAAUUAUGCAAAGACGUAGUGUGCAUUAUUAGAAGUGGACCAAGUAUGGGUCAGAAAGUCUUCCUGAAUCUUACCUGUAGUGUUUUGAAGUACAUCAAGCUUCCAAAGAACAAUAACUGCCAAACAGAAAAAAAUACAGACUUACAAAUGUGAA
This is a messenger RNA of Platichthys flesus (European flounder), 1537 nucleotides long. RefSeq names its product golgin A7 family, member Ba (gene golga7ba). The coding region runs from base 91 to 567 and encodes 158 amino acids. The record is from RefSeq and is a predicted model, not a curated record. The transcript is spliced from 5 exons. Lineage: Eukaryota; Metazoa; Chordata; Actinopteri; Pleuronectiformes; Pleuronectidae. Gene Ontology annotation, biological process: peptidyl-L-cysteine S-palmitoylation; protein targeting to membrane. Gene Ontology annotation, cellular component: palmitoyltransferase complex.